AUGUUUUGUCGAUAUGUCGUAAAUAGCUUAAUAACGAAAAUACCAUUAAGAAAUAUCAGAUAUGUGCAACAGAGAAAUAUUGAAGUGUCUGUGAUAGGAGCUGCUAGUCCAAUCGGAUCUAAUGUAGCUCUACUAUUGGCCCAAAAUCCGAAAAUAUCAAGACUUCAUUUGUACGAUGAUGACGAACGAGUUAUGGGGAUCGGACUUGAAUUAUCAUAUAUUAACAGAGGAUCAAAGGUUGUACCAUUUACAGGAGAGAACUUUCUACCGUCUGCAUUACGUAACUCAAAUUUAAUAUUAAUGGUUGCUGGGACUGCACGAAAACUUGGCAUCAGUCGAGAUCAAAUUCUCGCAGAUAACGCACCAGUUCUACAAAGACUUUGUAAGACUAUAUCAAAUCAAAAUCCAGAUGCUAUCUUUGCGAUCUCGACAAAUCCGAUCAAUUGUGUCAUUCCGUUUGUGAGCACUUUGAUGUUUAGCUACGGUACGUACAAUCCUUAUAAAAUCUGCGGUAUAACACAUGUCGAUACAGCUAGAUGUAGAACUUUUGUUGCAAGUGUUCUAAAAGCUAGCCCGUACUAUUUGCAAGUGCCGGUUAUAGGCGGACAUUCCGAGGAAACUAUAGUGCCUUUAUUUUCGAAUAUUAUACCAUCUAGUUUUUGUGUUGAUGCUUGUAAGGCUGAGGCCCUAACGAGAGUACUGAGGAAAGCAAGUACAGAAGUAUUAAACCACAAGGCCGGUAAGGACUCAUCCGUUCUGUGUAUGGCGUGGUCGAUUGCCGAGUUUGCUGAUAGAAUGGUAACUGCCUUGUGUGGUUAUGAGUCCGUUGUCAAUUGCUACUCUGCAAAUCCACAUUUUGGAACUCGUUUCUUUUCUGGUCCUACGAUUGUCGGACCACGAGGCAUCAUACGCGUUUGUGGAAAUAUGCCCAUGAGUAAUUUUGAGAGUGGGCUUUUAAAUAAUGCUAUUCCCAUAUUGAAUAAAGAGGUGUGUUUAGGGGAAAAUUACGUGCAAGUCAUGGCAUCUGCAGGAAAGAAGAGUCAGUAAAACAAGUUCUAACAAACAAAGCUUAUUGUUAACAAUCCUUCUUGAAAUCAUUCAUAUUUAAUUAAAAAGUAAGUCGGUAUAUAACGGUUUUAUUUAAAAACAUAAUAAAAAGGAAUAAGAAAUGAAAUAUUUGCGGAAUACCCAAUAAAAAAGCAUAGGUAAAAUAGGUUAUAUAAUUUAUUUCCAAUCCUCUUGACGACCGCAUUAUCGAAG
This is a messenger RNA of Diatraea saccharalis (sugarcane borer), 1260 nucleotides long. The record is from the annotation of a GenBank genome assembly. Lineage: Eukaryota; Metazoa; Arthropoda; Insecta; Lepidoptera; Crambidae.